AGGGGAGGGGUCUCUUCCUGACUCUUCACUCACAUUAUUGGCUCACAACAAAGCGGGGGGGCUACCCUCACCUGUACCUGCGCAAAGGUGUGCCACUCAUAGUCAUCGUCCGACUCCGAAUCACCUGGAGACACUUUCCCGUCCUCCAGCAGGAAUAGGUAGAAGUCGGCCAGGGCGGCUGGAAGCUGACCGAGGGACUGCAACAAGACGCCGAGCAUGGAGUCGAUCACGGCCUGGAGCGAGGAGACGGUCUGCCAGUGGCUCCAAGGUCUAGACGCACCCUUGCAUCGGUAUGCCGUCUCGGAGUGGCAUCUCUCCGGGAUGGAGCUGCUCCAGUUGACCGCCGAGGACCUGGAGAGGCUGGGGGUCACCAAGAUCGGCCACCAGGAGUUGAUCCUCGAGGCCGUGGAGAAGCUCUGUUCUCUGACGUACGGCAUGGGCGGCGAGAACCUCAAAGGUUUGACGGAGAAGCUGCGCGCCCUUGCCCACACCCUCCAGAUGGGCAUCCAAGGCCGCUGGCGCCACAACAGCUACGACGGGCAGAGCACCACCAGGCUGCCCACCAAUGUUCUGCAUGUCGUGGUGGACCUCAUCUCCUCUGCCAAAGGACUCUUCUCCUUACUGAACAGGUAUCAGUUCUCCCAGCUGAGCGGACACACCACCAGCAAGAAAGUAUUCAGCCACUGCAAAGAACUCGGGGAGAUUGUGCAAAAGAAAAACACAUCCGUCUAUGAGAAAGAGAAGGACAUCAUCUCUGUGUGUCGUCAGUUGGUGGUGGUAUGCGACGAGAUCUUGAGCUGCAGCUCGGAGACUCUCCUCACCAACACUGCUCAGCUGGAGAGCGUCGACCUUGUACCCGUGUCACCAGGAGAACAUCUGGGUAUUGAGAUAACAUCUAUUGGCUCCAGCAACCACUAUGUGACCGGAACUGCAACAGAGCCAUCAAGCGAUGUUGCAAAGAUCCUGGCUGGAGAUGAAGUGAUCAAAGUCAACAACCAGAUUGUGGUGGGCUGGAGCAGGGCUAACCUUGUGAAGAAGCUACGAGAGAAUCCAAGUGGGGUCUCUCUGGUCCUAAAGAAGUCUUCCGGGUCUCUGAGCCGCAGGGGUCCAGUCCAGCGGAUCUCCACUACGCAGGACGAAGAGGAAUAUAAGGAGGAGAGUUCAGAGGAAGAGGAAGAAGAGGAGGAAGAAGACAAUCCCCGGCACUCCAUAUUCGAGCGGGUAGCAGCUUCUGUCAGGUCUCUAUCUUUCAGGAGAGCCGUUCAAGGUCCAGAAGUGACUGACCAGCCUAUGGGACAGGAGGAGUCCGAGCUGUCUGCCGACAAGGAGCUUGAAGGGAGGCUCACUCCAGACCAGCAAGACGAUCCAUCAGCCUCAGGCGUGUUUGAUAGUUUUGUUGGUCCGAGUAUUUCUCCGAGGCUAAACAGAAGUAGAGACCGCACGCCAUCGCCUGGAAGCAUUUCACCCUACGGAUUUUUGGAAAAUUCUUCAUCCCAGGAGUUACGCCAAGAAAGAGCUAGUGUCUGUUCCUGUCCUGAAAUGGUGGGACACACGGGAAAUAAAGACACAAAGAAGAGUUCUAAGAAAGGGAUGUCCACAGCCCUCAGUCGACGUCGGGUUUCUUGUCGUGAGCUGGUACUCCCUGACUGCGAUGGCUGGCUGUGGAAGAAGAGAAAGGAGAGUAGUGUCUUCAUCGCCCAGAAGUGGCAACGCUUCUGGUUUGUCCUGAAGGGGCCGUCCAUUUACUGGUACAACAGCCAACAGGACGAGAAGGCAGAGGGUUUGGUCAACAUAGCCAGUUACAACAUAGAGAGCGCUGGCGAGCACAAGAGAAAAUAUGUGUUUAAAAUGUGCCACCAACGAUUUCACAACUUCUUCUUUGCCGCGGACAACGUCAGCGAGAUGAGCAAGUGGAUUAACUCUCUCAUCACAGCCAUACAUAAGCACAAGAAGCUUAGCCCAGGUCCAGACAGUGAAGAAGAGUGCUACAGUGAGACUGAAUCGGAGACAGAGAGCUCCCCAUCACCCCGAAGAAGAAAUAAGAAAGUGCAGUCCAGCACUCUGCCUCGCCCCAAACGCAAAACCAACAAGGUGCCAUUGUCAAGUCUUGCAACAGGGAGCAGCAAAGGGUCAGUGGCUCCUGAAGACGAAAUGGGCAAGAUGUUGAACAACAUCAAGGAAGGAGGAGUUUCUCUGAUGGGCCACGAGCAGCCGUUUACACACGACCACUUCAGGAGGUCAUUUAUUCGACGCAACAAGAACCCUAUCAUCAACGAGAAAGCACACACUCUCCGCGCGCUGCAGAGCACCCUUAAGGCCAAAGAAGCAGAAUUGCAACAGCUCAACAAAAUUCUGGAAGGUUCUGCCUUGACGGCCUCAAAGUACCGACAGUGGAAGGAGCAGAACGAGGAGCUCGUUCAAGAAAUCGAGAGACUGGCUGCGCUCGGGGCCUCCAAAGUAGGAGACCACUCUCCUGUGCGGGACACGCCUGCUGAUGAGGUUGCCUUGGAAACGGUUGCCAAGGAAACACCCGACGUGGAGACAAAAGGCGCUUACAGACUGAGCCUCAGCGACGGAGAGCAGCUGGUUGACGCAGAGCCCUCUGAUGUUCUCCUGGAGGUCUCUCAGGGCUCUCUGGCAGCGGUGGCGAGCAGUCCCGAGUUGGAGCUCUCGCUGGGCUCGCUGCAGGAGUCUAUCAACAAACAGCUGAGCGAGAUGCGAGAGAGCGGAGAGGUGUCCGAAACCUACUUCUUCAUUUAAGGACUGGAAACAGACAUGGACUUACUGCACAGCUGCAGUAUUAGAGUAGACCACUAUGGGACAGAAGGAAGACCGGUUGAAAUCCCACACGUUUUAUUCACAUUUUACCUGUGAAAUAUUUCAUAGGAUUGUCCAUAAAAAAGCCCAAUUUUUAGACCUUAACUUGCUACAGCUCAAGUUUACACCAUGAACAAGUUGCCAAUCGUCAGUAUAAUAACUCCAGCAUGUCCAUCAUCCAUCCAUUUUCUACCGCUUGUCCCUUUCGGGGUCACGGGGGGUGCUGGAGCAUGUAUUUAAUUUUAUUCUAGGAAAAUAUGUAAUAUAGUAGAUCUCUCCCCCGCCCCCCCCCCCCCCCCCUCCCCAAUUAGUUACAGUACGUUCCAAGAACCCCAUGAAUGGCAAAAAAACCCAAAACAACACUAAUAAAUAAGAUGCCAUAAAAAUGCUUAUUUUUCUCUUGAGAUUCCGUUUUACACACAAAAAAAAUAAUUAUAGGAAUGCCAUAUUUACUUACAAAACAUUAAGUCCCUUCAUAGACAUAUUUAGGGAAUAUACUUGUAAGACAGUGCCCUCAACUGGAUUCAUUGUUAUAUAAUUAUUUUCCCCCUGCAGAUAGCGCCAUCAAAUCAAUCGCUAAAUAAAUAAAUACUUAUUUACAAUUUCGAGCAGAGAAUCUGCAGGGGAGCGAAUGAGUGAGGAUCUAUUGUAUAGGACAUAUCUUUUCAAAUGUGAUAUGUAAAUACUCUACAUGUGUUUUGUUUGUUAAUACAUGAUUAUUUUUUUGCACAGAAAAUGUACAUUUGUUUUAUAAAAAAAAAUCAUUUAAUUUUAUCCCUUAAAACAAACCUAUAUUUGUUUAUGAACCAUGCAAUGGUUAAGACAGAAAAUAUAUUCUUACGGUUUUGUAGCAUGAUUAAAUAUUUCUUGAAAAUGUAAAAAAUGUUUCUAUAAAAAAAUAAAGCGCUGACCUCAUUAUUACUGUAAGACUUACUGAAUAAUAAAAACAGAGCAUUAUGAUCAUGCAAAUUUGUCAUACUGUUUUAUAAAGGUUGUUAGCUAGGAUGAUAUAAUAAAGUGUGGGUUUUUUUAAGGAUAUUAUGCUAUUUAAUUAUUUAUUUAACUUAAUUUGUUUAUUUUUAUUGUUCAAAAUGUUUUAUUCUUUUUUUAGAGAUAGCUUAUAUAGUUAAACAAGGUUAAAAUGUGUGUUUGUUGAGUUUUACGAAUACAAAUAAAUAUAUCAAAUAUAAACGUACAUUUUAAAAGGGAUCUGACAUUUUUCAGAAUUUUUUUAAGUUAUGAAAAAUCUACAAUUCAACACAUACACAAUAUAAUGUAUCAUAUGUUUAUUUAUGUAUAGUCAUGUAUUUCAUAUUGUAAUUGUGUUAUUGGUUAGUUAUGUCGUUCAAAGCAAAUUAAACUGUUAAAAAGAUGAUUGAGUUAAUUUGGUGUAGUUGAUGAUUGCAUCAAACUUUUUUGGAGUUUUCAUCAAAUAUUUAGCAUCAUUUUAGGUAUAAAUUGCAAUCUAGGCUAAUUCAAUGUCAUAAUACGUUAUUGAUAAGUUUAAUAUAAUUGUGUUUUUUUUGUAAUUUGUUUUAGUUUCAUAAAAAAUGUGGGAUAUUUUUUACAUUUAGAUACUGUAUAAUGUGUCGCUAAUGUCUUUGCCAUAUAGUAUGUCCUGGCAGCGCUCGACAGUGUAAAUAUUAACGUUACCUUAUUGUAGGAGUAUAUAAAUGUUUACUGUUUUAGUCAGUUUAAACUGAGUCAUCCUGACUUUGUUUCUAACAUUUUCCUCUUGCUGUGUAGCUAAAUAAUAAAAGUAUUAAAAAAACACAGCAUUGCAACCGACAGUCAUUUAGCAUGCGUUAACUUUGAACAUUAUUGAAUUCAACUCACUUAGAGCUUUGUUGUUUUCACACAGAAAAUACAUUUUUACAGUAAGUCAGCCAAUCUCACACUUACCAACUGUUGUUGACACUUGUCCCUCAUGACCUAUUCAUUUUUGCAAGAAAGACGCUGGUGAUCCUGCUUGAAUAAUUCAAUGUCAUCAAGUUGAGAACAGCUCACGUCAUGUGCCUCAUUCUGCUAAUUAAGUGACUCACAGAAUAUUUCUAUAAAUAUCUCCUUUAACAGUACCAUUGCAAUCAAGCACAAAGUGACAGAUUGUUGAAAUGCAUUUUAUUUAA
Entelurus aequoreus (snake pipefish) is the source of this 4943-nucleotide messenger RNA. It is a transcript of the gene cnksr1, whose product is annotated as connector enhancer of kinase suppressor of Ras 1. The coding region runs from base 217 to 2760 and encodes 847 amino acids. The transcript is spliced from 21 exons. The record is from RefSeq and is a predicted model, not a curated record. NCBI's taxonomy places the organism in Eukaryota, Metazoa, Chordata, Actinopteri, Syngnathiformes, Syngnathidae. Gene Ontology annotation, molecular function: protein binding.